Eimeria necatrix is the source of this 1263-nucleotide messenger RNA. RefSeq lists its product as hypothetical. Bases 1 to 1263 code for a protein of 420 amino acids. The record is from RefSeq and is a predicted model, not a curated record. Lineage: Eukaryota; Apicomplexa; Conoidasida; Eucoccidiorida; Eimeriidae. The transcript has a single exon.
AUGAUUCGCAGCAGUUGUUUAUUAGAAGACGGGCCUUGGCUGCGGCUGUGCAGCUCUUUCAAGAGCAGCAGCAGCAGCAGCAGCAGCAGCAGCAGCAGCAGCAGCGGCGGGGGCGGCAGCAGCAGCAGCAGCGCCAGGUCCAGCGGCUCCGACUGGCUCCGCUCCCUCUCGGGGGGGGGCCUCGUAGUGCAGCCGCUGGCCCGGCCCGAGUCGCCUGCACUUGCUGCUGCAGUGCUUGCUGCUGCUGCUGCUGCUGCUGCUGCUGGCGACGAGCGGCCUGCAGACGGCCCCGCUGCUGCUGCUGCUGCUGCUGCUGCUGCUGCGCCCCUGCCCUCCCCACGCAGCGACAGCCAAAGGGCCAAGCAGCAGCCGAGGGGCCCCCCGCCCCCUCUGGCAGCAGCUGCUGCUGCGCGGAGAGGCCCCACAGCAGCAGCAGCAGCAGCAGCAGCAGCAGCACAAAGAAGACCCUCCAGCGGGGUCUCUCUGCAGCUAAGGCCUUCUUUUCUCUUUCUUAGACACUGCUAUCCUUUCCGAAGAAGUGCAGCAGCAGCAGCAGCAGCAGCAGAACCCGGGGGAGGGCCCCCCGGCCAAGCGCUCAGGGUACUGGGGGGCCCCCCGGGGGCCCCACCUGGUACCCUCCGGCCUGAUGGGGGGCCCCCAGGGGCUUCACGGGGUCUAGGGGGCCCCCCAGGUGCCCCAGAGUUCCUCACAGGGGCCCCCGGGGGCCCCACAGGGGCCCCGGGGCCCCUAGGGCCCCAGAGGGGCCCCCCGGGCAAUGGGGCCCCAGAGCUCCAGGGGGCCCCCGGGGCCCCUGAAAGCCCCCCAGGGGCCCCAGGGGGGCUUUUUCGGGGGGCCCCUGAGGGGACCCCAGGGGCCCCUGAGGCCCUAGGGGGCCCCGGGGGCCCCGGGGCCUCCGGGGCCCCCAGGGCCCCCGGGUUUGGGGCUUUUGGGGCCCCCGAAACUGCUGCUAAUACUAAAAAGACUGAAGGGCCCCUGGGGGCCCCCAGGGGCCCCUGCGGGCCUGGGAUUUAUAUUGGAAGCGAAGACGAAAAAGAAGAAAGAUUAGAAAAGAUUAAAGAGCAGCAAAAUCGAAGCAAAAGAGACACAAGAGAAAGAAGGCGGGCUGGCUUUUCAGCAGCAGCAGCAGCAGCAGCAGCAGCAACAGCAGCAGCAGCAGCAGCAGCAAGGAAGGACUCGUUCGAAACGCUUGGCCAAGCCUCCUCGGUAAGCAGCAAACUGGCUGGAAAGCGAAUAAAUAAAUAA